Messenger RNA from Pecten maximus, 2384 nucleotides. Its product is annotated as translation initiation factor IF-2, mitochondrial-like. The transcript has 17 exons. The record is from RefSeq and is a predicted model, not a curated record. Gene Ontology annotation, molecular function: GTPase activity; GTP binding; translation initiation factor activity. The coding region runs from base 238 to 2304 and encodes 688 amino acids. NCBI's taxonomy places the organism in Eukaryota, Metazoa, Mollusca, Bivalvia, Pectinida, Pectinidae. Gene Ontology annotation, biological process: translational initiation.
CUUUUCGGAUUUUUACACUGUGUGCAUUUUCCGGAUUUCAUCACCCGGUCUUUUUUUAUUACAUUAUCCAAUAUGGCGGCAUCCAUGAAACCGGCAAUGCUGUCAAGGUUGUGGUAAUUCAACGAUGCUUCGUUUGGUGUUCCGAGGAUGGCAGAGGCAUUGUGUACAUUCUAGAAUGUACGUAGUGUCGAAUCCCUGUAGACUUGAAGAAGGGAUGGUAAAUAAGCUUGCAACAAUAUGUGUCACUUCCAGCACACAGCUCCCUGUCAAUAUCUUCAAUUCUUCAGAGGAAUUCAUUCAUCAAGUGUGCAUUAUUCAAAGAGAGGAAACAAGAAGAGGAAACCAAUUUCCUUUGGAUCAAAAAAACUCCAUGUGGCAGAAGAAAUAUUUGUUAAGGUUCCACAGGGUGUAUCUGUUGAAGAAUUUGCAUUACUGCUGGAAAUUAAUGAAGACACAAUAAAGCAAUACUACAUGAAAACUGUUGGUGGUAGUGAUUACGAAAAGUUCAAAUCAAGGUUCCAGUCUCAACCAUCACCUGUGUUAAUGAAAUCAAUUGGUAAAUCUGUUGGAGUGACAGUGAAAGUAUUUGAGCCUCAGUCAGCUGAUCAGGUCAUACAUACUGAGGAGGAGCAGGAUGAUAAGGAUAUACACCCUCCCCCUCCCCCAGACCCCAGUGUGUUAGUGACACGACCACCUGUUGUCACUAUCAUGGGCCAUGUAGACCACGGUAAAACAUCACUGCUCGACUCUCUCCGAAAGACUAAUGUGGUGGAAAAAGAAUUCGGUGGGAUCACUCAACACAUAGGAGCAUUUUCUGUGAAACUGCCAACAGGGGAAUCCAUAACCUUUCUGGAUACUCCUGGACAUGCAGCAUUUGCGGCCAUGCGUGAACGAGGAGCCAAUGUCACAGAUAUAGUCGUCCUGGUGGUGGCAGCAGAUGAUGGCGUGAUGGAACAGACAGAGCAGUCCAUCAAAUACGCAAAAAAUGCAGGAGUACCAAUCAUUGUAGCCAUAAACAAGAUAGACAAACCUGAGGCAGACAUUGAACACACCAAAAAUAUGCUGGUACAACAUGGAAUAAUUGUUGAAGAUUAUGGAGGUGAUGUACAAGCAGUUCAAGUGUCGGCUCUUAAGGGAACAAAUCUUGAUAAACUUCAGGAGGCUAUAGCAAUACAAGCCGAAGUCAUGGAGCUUAAAGCUGAUCCUGGUGGAAAGGUCAGAGGUCGGGUCAUAGAGGCCAGCACUGAUGUUGGUAGAGGGAGGUUGGUAACAGCUGUAAUCGAGAGUGGAACACUGAGGAAAGGAGACCUUCUCAUUGCUGGUACAGCCUGGGCCAAGGUUCGUCAAAUGUUUGAUGAAAACAGAAAACCUUUAAAAGAGGCACCACCAUCGACACCUGUGGAAAUCACUGGGUGGAGAGAACUACCAUCUGCAGGGAGUGACAUACUUCAAGCUUCCUCUGAGGCAGAAAUCAGAGAUGCAAUUGCCUGGAGGAAAAACAACCAGCACAAACAAAAAGAAGAGAAGAUAUUCGAAGAAAUUGAAGAAAAACAAAGAAAACUGAGGAAUGUGUAUCUUGAAAAAAGGAAUUUAAACCGUUUGAGUGGUUAUUUUAGACGGCCACAGAAAAAAGUGAAAGAGUCUGAAGAAGACGAUACUAAUCCACAGUUGUCUCUAGUCAUUAAAGGUGAUGUUGAUGGAUCUGUGGAAGCCAUUUUGAAUUGUCUCAGUACAUACAAAUCUACCCAAUGUCGACUGGAUAUUCUUCGGUAUGAUGUUGGAGAAGUGACCACCACUGAUGUGGAAACAGCAGAAGUAUUUAAUGGUGAAAUUUAUGCAUUUAAUGUGAAAGUUCCAGAAGAUAUUCAUUCACUAGCCACAGCGAAAGGAAUUACAAUUAGGGAACACAAUGUGAUAUAUAAGAUGAUUGACGAUAUCAAAGAAACCAUAAUUUCUAGGAUCCCUGAGGAGGAAGUGGAAAAUGUGAUAGGCGAAGCAAAUGUGAUGCAGUCCUUUCCUUUCCAUGAUGGUAAAAAGCAGCUGUCAGUAGCUGGCUGUAAGUGUGUUAAAGGGAGCCUGUUGAUUUCCUCAAAGUUCAAGGUCAUGCGGAAUGGUGAGACAUUAUAUAGAGGAAAUGCAGUAUCGAUGAAACAUUUUAAAAAGGAUGUUGAUGAAAUAAAAAAGGACAUGGAGUGUGGGUUAAGACUGUCAGACGAGGGGUUUGUGUUUCUACCUGGAGAUAGCAUUGUGUGUUAUGAGUUACAGAGAGAAGACGCAAAACUAAAUUGGAAUCCGGGAUUUUGAUGAUAAUAUUUUUUAGUCAAAUAUUUUUUUUUAUGAACUAAGUGUGAAAAUGUGAAAUAAAUUAAAAAGAACAGUGGGAA